GCUGCGGCGGGGGUGGCGUGGGCCGCGGUCCCUGCAACUUGUUUACGGGCACCCGGUGUGGCCGGGGUCGGCGGGAUCCGGGUCCAGCCUGGCGCCGCGUGCGAGCGGCGUUGCGGGAUCAUGGCUGUAUUUCCCUUUUGCACACUCGCGUCCUGGGCCCUGCGGGGCCGGCCUCGCGGUGUGGCGGCGAGCGGGGGAAGUAGAGGCCGGCGGGGGUGGGGAUCGUGAAGCGCAGGACCGGGCAUCCGCCGCGCGCCCCGCCGCCCGGCCGGGGGGAGGAGGCAAAGUUGAGCGCGGCGGGGCGAGGGGCACUGGCGGCCGCGCGGGGACUGGAGGGAAAACUUUAAUCACCUGAGCGAGGAGACCCAAAACCAAAAUAAAGGGGGGGAUACGAUCUGAAUCCCGAGAGCCGAUCCCCGCGCGGCCCACGGCGCGACCGUGAGAGAAAGUUGGACCGUGUGGCGGCUUCCUCCCCGCGGGGUUCGCGGGGUCUGUGUGUCCGUCGGUCUGCGCUCUCAGACGGCUGGGGUGGGGGGACCCGGCCUCCUGCCCCACCCUUCCACGGGGACACGGAGAUCCUUGAGAGAAGUCUUGGGGGUACACAACAGUUGUGACGGCCACCAGACAGUUCCAUCUUUCGUCACUGCCACGAGGUUAAAACAUAAAUCAUGACUGAAUCUGCCUCUAGCACAAGUGGUCAAGAGUUUGAUGUAUUCAGUGUUAUGGACUGGAAAGAUGGAGUUGGUACCUUACCAGGAAGUGACUUAAAGUUUCGGGUAAAUGAGUUUGGAGCCCUGGAAGUCAUUACAGAUGAAAGUGAAAUGGAAAGUGUUAAGAAGGCCACUGCCACCACCACUUGGAUGGUUCCAACUGCUCAAGAAGUUGUAACUAACACCUAUAUGCUGAUGACUCCUAAAUCUAUAUCUCCAGCCCCGACCUCUCCCCUGAGCUCCAGGCCCGUAUUUCCACCUGCCUACUGGACAUCUCCACCUGGAUGUCCCACAGUCUUUUCAGAAAAAACUGGGGUGCCAUUCAGGUUGAAGGAUCCAGCAAAAGUAGAUGGGCUUCAAUUUUGUGAGAACUGUUGUCAGUAUGGCAAUGUAGAUGAGUGUCUUUCUGGAGGAAGCUAUUGCAGCCAGAACUGUGCUCGCCAUGUCAAAGACAAGUAUUGUUUCCUGUCACUGUUUUGGGGUUAUAAACACAACAGAGAUCAGAAGGAAGAAAAGGACCUAGGCGAAGAUAAUGAGGAAGAGGAUUCCAAGUGUAGUCGGAAGAAAAAACCAAAAUUAUCUUUGAAAGCUGACUCCAAGGAGGAUGGAGACGAGAGAGAUGAUGAAAUGGAGAACAAACAAGAUGGAAGGAUCCUGAGGGGUUCCCAGAGAACCCGAAGGAAAAGACGAGGGGAUUCAGCUGUCUUAAAGCAGGGUUUGCCUCCUAAAGGCAAGAAAGCUUGGUGCUGGGCAUCCUACUUAGAAGAGGAGAAAGCAGUGGCAGUGCCUGCAAAGCUGUUCAGAGAGCACCAGUCCUUUCCAUACAACAAAAAUGGAUUCAAAGUGGGCAUGAAGUUAGAAGGUGUGGACCCUGAGCAUCAGUCUGUGUACUGUGUCCUCACUGUGGCUGAGGUUUGUGGCUAUCGGAUAAAGCUUCACUUUGAUGGGUAUUCUGAUUGCUAUGACUUCUGGGUAAAUGCAGAUGCUCUAGAUAUCCACCCAGUGGGAUGGUGUGAGAAAACUGGCCAUAAACUCCAUCCUCCAAAAGGAUAUAAAGAAGAAGAAUUUAAUUGGCAGUCCUAUCUUAAGACAUGCAAAGCCCAGGCUGCUCCCAAGUCAUUAUUUGAAAAUCAGAACAUAACAGUGAUCCCAUCAGGCUUUCGAGUUGGAAUGAAGCUUGAGGCUGUAGACAAAAAGAAUCCUUCAUUCAUCUGUGUUGCUACGGUAACAGAUAUGGUGGACAAUCGUUUCCUGGUACAUUUUGACAAUUGGGAUGAGAGCUAUGACUAUUGGUGUGAAGCAUCCAGUCCACAUAUUCAUCCAGUUGGUUGGUGUAAAGACCAUAGAAGAACCCUUAUUACCCCACCAGGAUACCCAAAUGUGAAACACUUUUCUUGGGAUAAAUACCUAGAAGAAACCAAUUCUUUACCUGCACCUGCAAGAGCUUUCAAAGUGAAACCUCCACAUGGAUUCCAGAAAAAAAUGAAACUUGAGGUUGUAGACAAAAGAAAUCCCUUGUUUGUCAGAGUAUCAACUGUAGCAGACACGGAUGAUCACCGGAUAAAAGUUCACUUUGAUGGCUGGAGUAGUACCUAUGACUACUGGAUAGAUGCUGAUUCUCCUGAUAUUCAUCCUGUAGGCUGGUGUUCCAAAACUGGACAUCCUCUUCAGCCUCCCCUGAGCCCUAUAGAAUUAAUGGAACCAUCAGAAACUGGGGGAUGUCCAACUCUGGGAUGUAAGGGGAUCGGCCAUUUUAAAAAAUCAAGGCACCUAGGCCCACAGAGUGGUGCCACCUGUCCCUAUUCUGAAAUCAACUUGAAUAAAGACCGCAUUUUCCCAGACCGUCUAAGUGGUGAGAUGCCUCCAUCGAGUCCAUCAUUUCCAAGAAAUAAAAGGACAGACACAAAUGAAAGUUCGUCAUCUCCUGAAACCAGAGACCAGCGUGCUGAUGAAGUCAAAGAAAAUUCUGAAGAAAGAACAGAAAGUGAAGUGAGGACACCACAUGAAACCAAAGGUACCCGGGAAGAACCUACCAUACAGCAGGCUCAGCGUCGGUCAGCUGUCUUUUUGUCCUUUAAGUCUCCAAUUCCAUGCCUGCCCUUGCGCUGGGAGCAGCAAAGCAAGCUUCUUCCAACGGUUGCUGGAAUCCCUGCUAGUAGAGUUUCCAAAUGGAGCACAGAUGAGGUGUCAGAAUUCAUCCAGAGCUUGCCUGGGUGUGAAGAACAUGGAAAGGUAUUUAAAGAUGAACAAAUUGAUGGAGAAGCAUUUUUACUCAUGACCCAAACAGACAUUGUAAAAAUUAUGAGCAUUAAGCUGGGCCCAGCUCUCAAAAUUUUCAAUUCUAUUCUGAUGUUCAAAGCUGCAGAGAAGAACUCUCACAAUGAACUUUGAAGAUGGUGAAUUGCGAGUACCAUCAAUAUUCUGCUUUAAAGCUCAUCACGUUUUAUUCAAAGCACAAGGAUGGUUCUAACUCCUACGUGAGAAUUCUCCAAAACUCAAAGGAGCAACACUGUCGGAUUAUUUAUAUUCCUCCAGAGACAAUAUAUAUGAAUUCUUAUGAAAAUGCUUGAGCUUCUUACCAGUACUGUCUAACAACAGUCAUCUUUUGGUUCUGUUCACUGAGCUAAAUUUAUCUUUGUAAAUCUUUUUGAAGUGGGAGGAGGGUGGGGAAGGGGGGCGUCAUUAUUUAUGGAUGGGGAGGGCAGAAUAAGAACUUUGGGCAUUUUGUAAACAUUGUUGGAUCCUCUUUCAUGUACGCUUUCUUUUUUCAGUACUUUCAGAAACCUUUUUAUAUAAUUGAAUUUCAACUUAACCAAAUUCAUCAAAACCUGGCUAAGCUUAGCCAAUAAGACUGUUAAUCGGUAUUGUUUGUUCUGUGCCAUAUUUCGAAUUGCAGCAUUAUUCUAAGAAUGACUUUAAAAGUCAUAAUAUUGCCUAACUGCGUGUCAUCAUUUGUUGGGGCUGAAAGUUGUAAAUACUACUUUUUUCUGAGUCAGUGUUUUUACUUUUGCACGCAUUUAUGAAAUGUCAAACAAAUUACUUUUCACCAGCAUCUUUACUAUAAUUACCAAAAAAGUGUAUAUAAAAGAAUGGAAUUGAAAAAUAAAAUAUAUACACCUAAGUAAAUGAAGUAGUAUAUUUGAGCGGCAUCAGUCUCAGACAUCAUGGUGCCCGUGUGUUUACAGGAGUCAGGUGGCAUCAGAAGAUUGUGUAGUUAUGUUCCAGGGAAUGUUUGUAAGGAGCUUGAACAGUUUAUGAGAUUAUUAGGGGCUUCUCUGUAAAUGACAUGGAAGUAACUGUGGUGCUGUAACAGAAAAAGACUCAUCCUAUUGAUGGAAACACUUAUCAUUUAAGCGCUCCCACCUCAGAUCUCACAGUUCCUCCACACCCAAAGAAUUUCUUCAGGGUGGGCUGGAGAGCCAGUGUUUAGACCUUUCUGAAUACAAGUGGUGUGAAGGAGUAACACCAGCAGGCACAAAGUUGCAAGCACUCACGGGUCGGGAAAAUGAUUCCCAAAGCAACUAUUCAAGAACCUCCAUUGUAGAUUCAUUUUCCUAUGCCUUGAUUUAUAAGCAUUUGGAUGCACUUUAAAUGAAAGCCCUUGGUUAUUUAUAAACUGUUAGCUGGCAGUGUUUCUUUUGUAAGCAUGCACUUCUAAGGGAAAAGGUAAAUUAUUUUGUCAGUCUUUUGAUGUACUUUCUAAUUCCAAGAUUAGACAUUUAUUCAAGGACUGCUUCAAAAAUAGAAGGUUUGGGAGCAUGUUGUCGAAAUUCUGAAGAAAGUUUCACCUUUUUCUGUAGUUUAAUUUUUUCUGAUGUGCCAUAAUGGAAGUUUAUUAUCAGUCCUUUGCAUUUGUCAUGAUUCAAGGUAAAACAGGGUCCGUGACAUCUGCAGCGUCCAAUUCAUUCCUUUGCAUGAAUCUGCUAAAUAAGCUUUUUAUUGUUGUUUUGUUUUCCCUUUUUUUUGUCUUCAGUAUUUGUACAUUAACUUGCACUUGUUACAUGUAAUAUGGAUGAAAUAAAGUCUUAAUUACAGAUUCCUUUU
Messenger RNA from Nannospalax galili (Upper Galilee mountains blind mole rat), 4754 nucleotides. It is a transcript of the gene L3mbtl3, whose product is annotated as L3MBTL histone methyl-lysine binding protein 3. NCBI's taxonomy places the organism in Eukaryota, Metazoa, Chordata, Mammalia, Rodentia, Spalacidae. The transcript is spliced from 23 exons. Bases 669 to 3101 code for a protein of 810 amino acids. The record is from RefSeq and is a predicted model, not a curated record. Gene Ontology annotation, biological process: regulation of DNA-templated transcription. Gene Ontology annotation, cellular component: nucleus. Gene Ontology annotation, molecular function: protein binding; zinc ion binding.